CGCCCCUUCCUCCACUUCGCACGAAGGCUCACGAAGGCCUCACCUGGUGAGGAGGAAUCUGGGUUGCAGUCCUGGGCCAAAUGAGGCUGCUCUCGGGGCCUGUGUGGCUCCAGGUGGCGGCUGUCCUGCUGCGGGGCUAUUGUGGCUCCUCCUUCUUGCACUCCCUGCGCUACUUCUACACAGCCGUGUCAGAGCCCGGCCAGGGGCUGCCCCAGUUCAUCACUGUGGGGUUUGUGGAUGACCAGCUCUUCCUUCAGUACGACAGCAGCACCAGGGAGGCCCUGCCUCGAGCCUCCUGGAUGAAGAAGGUGGAGGAGGACAGAGCCGGUUACUGGGUCAGGGAGACCCACAACUUGCAGGGGACGCAGCGGGUGUUCAAAAAGAAGCUGGAGAAUGUGCGGGAUCGCUACAACCAGAGCGGAGGGUUCCACUCCCUGCAGCUCAUGUACGGCUGUGAGCUGACGAAAGACGGGUGGAAAGGAGGGUAUUGGCAGUAUGGCUACGAUGGGAGGGACUACAUCAGCCUCGACCUGGAGACACUCACGUGGACAGCAGCCGAUGCAGCGGCCCAACUGACCAAGAAUAAAUUUGAGGCUGAGUACAAUGCUGCGUACAUGGUGACCUACCAUAAGAAGAUCUGCACUGAGUGGCUGUGGAGAUACCUGGACUACGGGAAGGAGGAUCUGCUGAGGACAAGUGAGGAGCCUCCAGUGGUGAAGGUGACGCACAAAGCUGACUAUGACGGCAUGGAGACCCUUGUCUGCCGAGCCCACGGCUUCUACCCGAAAGAGAUCGAUGCUGUCUGGAUGAAGGAUGGGGAGGUCUGGGAGGAGGGCACCUUCCAUGGAAUUAUUGCCCCCAACUCUGAUGGGACCUACCACGCCUUGCUUGGCAUCAAGAUCAACCCCAAAGACAGGCACCGCUACCGGUGCCACGUGGAGCAUGACGGCCUAAAGGAGCCUCUGGAGGUGCCCUGGGAGGAACCUGCAUCCAACAUAGCACUCAUUCUUGGGUAUGUUCUGGGGGCCAUCCUGCUGAUAGCUGCUGGAAUUGCUGGGAUUGUGUUGUACAGAAAAUGGCAAGCAGGAUACAGAGAAGCGCCAACAAGUGACUGAGGGUCCGACAACUCCAGCAAGGUAUGACCAACAAUGUGAGCACAACUCAGACAGUGGGGCUUCCAGUGGAAGAGGCGUCCAUCCAUAUUCUGAAACCUUCAGGAAUUUCUUCUGUCUUUGGAUCAUUUCUGAUUGCAAGAGAGCUUGGCUUGAUGGGAUUUGCUUUCUACCAGGACUGCCGCCCCCUAGGGCACAUGUGCACCUGAAGAAAUAAUUGUAGGACUUUCACCUGAUGAAAGAAAUCUUAAAUCAAUGUUAAUAUUGUGAGUUGAAAUCAGUUAAUUGAUCAUCUGCGCAUAGAGUUGCAUAAGAGAGAGCUCUUAAGAAAACAAAGACUAGGGGGUGUGGCCAAGACGCAAUGUUAAUGGCCGCUUUCUGAGAGAGCUCCGCAUUAGGGCAGAUGGAGGGCCUCUCCACUGGCCUUUUUUCGGGAUCAUAUCCACGGUUCCUCUCUUCCCCACGUUGGGGGAAUGCUCACUGGGCACAAGAAAACCAAAAAUGGAAGCCUACCAGCUUUUUUCUGCCCACGCGAGUGGGGCAACAGAGACACUCAGCAGCAGCCGUUGGUGGGAAAUAAAAUGGCGGCUCCUCGGUUGCCGCCUUCUCAGAUGGCGUCUGCAGGCCCCACUUCGACUAGUGACGGUGUAAACCUCCAGGAGGAAUUCGGCCUACAAUUGGCCCCCUUGCAAAUGGUCCUCACGGAUACUUGGAAAGAACUUAUGCAACCUCUAGAAGCUAAACUGGAUGAGGUUAGUAAACGUGUAGACGGAGUUGCAGAUACAGCAACAGCAGCCUUUGAUUUAAGUACGGCCUGUAGCAAAACACUUAAGCGACUAAAGCAAGACAAUGAUUUACUCAAGGCUAAGGUGGAAGAGAUUGAGGAUCAGGCCCGUAGACAGAAUUUGCAUGUCCGUGAGAUUAGCAAGGGGGAGGAAGGAGAUGAUAUGAAAGAAUUCCUAGCUGCAUGGUUGAAACACUGACUUAGAAUGUGCUCACAGAGCUUUGUCACCCCAGCCAAGGGAACAAGCCUCCCUCCCCAUGGGAUAUUGUUCUCUGAUUUGCUCUAUAUGCCACCAAGGAGGCUGUGGUCUGAAGGCACAUGAGGCCAGCUCCCUGCUGAAGCUAAGCAGGGUCAGGUCUGGUCAGUGCCUGGAUGGGAGACUGCCUGGGAACCAAAUGUAAGCCGCCUUGGAUUUCUAUCAUGAAAAGAAAGGCGGGGUAUAAAUGCAAUAAAAUAAAUAAAUAAAUAAAUAUUUGGCGCCAGCUACGUGCCCUCAAGCACAUCACAUACAACAACCAACCUGUGAUGAUAUUACAGGAUUUGUGACCAUAAACUCCAAGGCGACGCACCACUGGGUGACCCUCGUCACAGCACCUAGCCCUGCCCACCCACCCCACCCCACCCUGCACUCACGGCAGCUUUGCUCUCCACAUCCAGGGCGCUCGUGGCCUCAUCCAGCACCAAGACCUUUGGGUCGUGAAUCAGGGCCUGGAGGAUGGCCAGGGGCUGCUUCUGCCUGACGGAGAGCUGUCCUCCCUUUUCUCCACCGUCUGCAGGGAGGCAGGAAAAUGAAAAAGAGGAGGAGGAAGGGAAAAGCCGGCAUCCUAAAGCCUUGUUUCCAGAGCAGCAGGGGUGGUGGUGGUGGGCAUACCAGCUGAACGUUAAGGAAGGGGAUUCGCAGGUAAAGGAGGGUCUCAAACUUCUCUGUUCAUUCUAUGGAAUGGAGGGAGCUGGGAAGGGGGCAAUGAAAAUGGGAGUUGACAAUAGGACUCCUGGUUCCUUCCUGAGGAAGAGUCACAAGCAGGGCAGCCAGAAGCCCUGGAGGAUGCAUUUCAAACCCUGCCCUCUUUUGUGCCUGAUUCCCGCAUUGUCACAAACCUGCUUGGACCUUGAGGUCAGCCUCAGAUACCCCCAAGAUCAAUUUCACUGGUGGGCAUGAGAGAUGAUGGACCUUUUUGGUAGUGGCCCCAUGCUUGAGGAAUUCCAUUUCUAGGGAGAUACAUGCAGCUCCCUCCUCUACUGGCUUUUAAAUGAACCCUGACAUUGAAAGAAAAAGAACUGCUUCAAGUGCUCUGUAUUGUUUUAACUGCAGCUGUUCUAAUGUCAUCAUAUUUUUGGUUUAGGUCAUGGUUUCAUUAAUAAGUGAUGUACUAUGGUUUUGAUAUGAGUUGCCCUGGGAAAAUUUCACCCCGAAAGAAAGCAUAUAUGUUAACUAUGAGUAAAUAAUGUCAGGGAAACAGAGCUCCUGUGAGCAACAAGAAAAACCCUGUGUGGUCAGGCCACAGGUUCCCCUAGUGGUCCUGUCCUUGUCACAGACUUCCUGAGGAAAGUCAUUACUGAUAGCAAUUUCCAUGUUGAAAUUGGGGGGGGGGAUCUGUUUUGCUCAAAUCAUGGUCAGGUUGGCCUAAGUCUGUGGAAGCCAUUUUCCAAAAUGGCCACUGAUGAUCCUUCUGCACCAACUAUCUAUGCACCAUGUCAAACUCUUUCAAAUUUGGGCGUAUUUUAAUAAUAGUAAAGAAUAAAAUACAUAUUUUAUUAUAACAUAA
This is a messenger RNA of Rhineura floridana, 3662 nucleotides long. Its product is annotated as major histocompatibility complex class I-related gene protein-like. Bases 81 to 1115 code for a protein of 344 amino acids. Gene Ontology annotation, biological process: immune response. The record is from RefSeq and is a predicted model, not a curated record. The transcript is spliced from 8 exons. Gene Ontology annotation, cellular component: external side of plasma membrane. Lineage: Eukaryota; Metazoa; Chordata; Lepidosauria; Squamata; Rhineuridae.